Molecule: messenger RNA, 1790 nt
Organism: Vigna unguiculata (cowpea)
Lineage: Eukaryota; Viridiplantae; Streptophyta; Magnoliopsida; Fabales; Fabaceae
Product: protein ASPARTIC PROTEASE IN GUARD CELL 1-like
Biological process (GO): proteolysis
Molecular function (GO): aspartic-type endopeptidase activity
Source: RefSeq, a predicted model, not a curated record
UUUCUCCGUGCCUUCUUCUCCUUCUCUCACUCCAAUAAAGCCAAUCCAAUCACCCUCUCUUCCUCCACACUCCUCACUCACUCUCACACCUUUUUUCUCUUUAAACAAUGGCAAAUUUUCUUCUCUCACUUUUCACCAUUUUCACAAUCCUCUCUCUCACCUCUUCUCGCACCAUCACUACUCCUUCACACACCACCAUUCUCAAUAUCUCUUCUUCCCUUCACCAAGCCCAUCAAAUCCUCUCCUUCAAACCCCAAAAUGCUCUGCAACAACAAGCUUUAACUCAGCAACACCACCCCACUUCACCAUCUUCGUCUUUCUUCUCCGUUCAGCUCCACUCAAGGGAAACCCUCGUCAAUGAGCAACACCCAGAUUACAAAACCCUAGUUUUGGCCCGACUCGCCCGCGACUCGGCACGAGUCAACUCGCUCGAGACCAGGCUUCAGCUCGCACUCUAUGGCGUCAAAAGAUCGGACCUUUUCCCUACCCAGACGGAGGUCCGCCUCGAAGACCUCUCCACGCCUGUCUCCUCCGGCACCUCCCAGGGAAGCGGCGAGUACUUCUCACGCGUCGGCGUCGGCCAGCCCGCAAAGCCCUUCUACAUGGUGCUCGACACAGGCUCCGACGUGAACUGGCUCCAAUGCAAACCCUGCUCAGAUUGUUACCAACAGUCCGACCCGGUUUUCGACCCGACAUCCUCCUCCUCGUACUACCCAUUAACCUGCGACGCGCAGCAGUGCCAGGACCUUGAAAUGUCGGCGUGCAAAAACGGUAGAUGCGAAUACCAAGUUUCCUACGGAGACGGGUCGUUCACCGUAGGCGAGUACGUCACCGAAACGGUGUCGUUCGGCGGGUCCGGGUCCGUUAAUCGGGUCGCGCUCGGGUGCGGCCACGAUAACGAGGGGCUGUUCGUCGGGGCUGCGGGGCUUCUCGGUCUCGGUGGUGGGCCGUUGUCAUUAACCUCGCAAAUCAAAGCGGCGUCGUUUUCGUACUGUUUAGUGGACCGCGACUCGGGUACAUCGUCCACUCUUGAGUUCAACUCGCCUCGACCCAGUGACUCGGUCACCGCGCCGUUGCUGAAGAACCGCCAAGUGAACACGUUCUACUACGUGGAACUCACCGGAUUUAGCGUCGGCGGCGAGAUGGUCUCCAUCCCACCGGACACUUUCGCCGUCGACCAGUCCGGCGUCGGCGGGGUGAUCGUCGAUUCCGGUACCGCCAUAACUCGGUUGCAGACCCGGGCCUACAAUGCCGUGCGCGACGCAUUCAAGAGGAUGACCCAGAACCUGCGUCCCGCGGAGGGCGUUGCGCUGUUCGACACUUGCUACGACCUGUCGUCCCUGCAGUCUGUGCGCGUGCCGACGGUGUCGCUUCACUUCUCCGGCGACAAGAUAUGGGCGCUUCCGGCGAAGAAUUAUCUGAUUCCGGUGGACGGCGCCGGAACUUACUGUUUCGCGUUUGCGCCAACGUCGUCGUCUCUGUCGAUCAUAGGGAACGUGCAGCAGCAAGGGACACGUGUCAGUUUCGAUCUAGCGAACUCUUUAGUCGGAUUCUCUUCCAACAAGUGCUAGAUCGUGUAAUUUACCACUUUAUCCUUAUUGUUAUUAAUGUUAUGAAAAAAAAAAAAUAACAUGAAUAAUAGAUGAUAUAUAUAGUGAUGGUAGGUUUGUAUUAUUAAUUGGAUUGUGUGGAUCCAAAAGUAGCUGUUUUUAAUUUAAUGAGAAUGAAUACUCCAUUCCAUUACAUGGGUUGUUUGUAAGAUUGAUGAAGUUCUUAGCUUUUUUUUUUUU